GAGGCGCAAAUGUUUCUCACGUCUCAACACCAAGCGGACUCCACACGAAGCUGCCAUGUCGCCAUUUUCCGGGAUUCUCUCAACCCUUUGCGUCCUCGGCGUUUUCGUCGUUAUAUCAGGGGCAGAUCACGAAGAAGCCGUGGAUGUUUUGCGAAAAAUUCUUAUCUCGGUGACGAACAUCGAGCAGCGUCUGGCAUCGAAGUCUUCGAAAUAUUCGAAGGGUGGUCGACUUCCAUACAACGACCCGUACAACCUGGCUCUGUAUUUUUCUCAGCUGUCCCCGAAUUUGCAAUCGCCCAUCACGACCGUAAGCAACGCGCCCCGAAACGUGAACACUGGUUUUGGAAAUCAAGAGAGCUCGAACGUCAUCAAAGCCAGAAUCGGUUCGUUGACGUCCGACGAGAUUGAGGAUGACGAAUCGGUAAGCAGGGAAUACGUUCCCUCGGAUUACACGAAGCUCCGGCACGGCAUCGAUGUCUUUAACAGCAACAUCAAUACCAAUCAGAACUUCGCGCGAAGGCUGCAACCAGGUUUCCAAGAGGUGCAAGUACACAACUCUAACAAGAGGAGAGGAAGAAGGCCUUAUCACAGCAAUGCAAAUAACAACCAAAACGUUGUAAUCCACGACGACCCCGAAUUCGGCGAGGACGAUUAAACCAUGAUUAAUAAAUGACCUAAGAGACGGAAGAGUCUCGGUUCGCCGCAAGAAAAUGCGAGGACGGAAAUUUUCCCGAUUUUCCCGAUUCGACCGUAACGUCGAAUUACGCGCGUUCUUGUAACCAGGAAAUUCUGGAGACCUGUAUUUAUUUGAGAUGGAAUAAAAUUUGCAACAUUUAA
Molecule: messenger RNA, 837 nt
Organism: Orussus abietinus
Lineage: Eukaryota; Metazoa; Arthropoda; Insecta; Hymenoptera; Orussidae
Exons: 3
Coding region: 56-655 (199 amino acids)
Source: RefSeq, a predicted model, not a curated record